This is a messenger RNA of Trachymyrmex cornetzi, 6100 nucleotides long. It is a transcript of the gene sei, whose product is annotated as potassium voltage-gated channel seizure. NCBI's taxonomy places the organism in Eukaryota, Metazoa, Arthropoda, Insecta, Hymenoptera, Formicidae. Gene Ontology annotation, biological process: potassium ion transmembrane transport; regulation of membrane potential. The coding region runs from base 1694 to 5896 and encodes 1400 amino acids. Gene Ontology annotation, cellular component: plasma membrane. Gene Ontology annotation, molecular function: inward rectifier potassium channel activity. The record is from RefSeq and is a predicted model, not a curated record. The transcript has 25 exons.
GGAGGGAGAGAGUGUGUGAGAGAAAGCGAGAAAGAAAGAGUGAGAUAAGGAAAGAGGGAGCGAGUGCCGGACGUUCGAUUAGCGGUGGUGAGCGCCGCGACUCGCGUCGGGACGCGACCGGACGAGGAAUCGAUCCGAUCGCGGCAUUCCGCAUAAACUCGACUGCAUACACACCACGUGCCUUUACCAUCGUUGUAUCCGUUGGGCGCGCCUGUCAUAUUUUCGGGAUCGCGCGUCGCCUUCUUCCCUUCGCACACGGCCAUCGACUCGAAAUCGAGCGAAAUCGAGCCGUCCCUUCUCGUCGAAGAUUCCCUUGUUCGAACACGAGCGAUUGAACGACUAACGUCGUGGAGAUGUCCGAGCCAUGCGCCUCUCCGAAAUUACCGCAUUCCACGACCUCGGUCGCCGCGAAGCCUGACCCCGAUCCCACGAGGUCGAACGAAGUUGGCGAAUAUUACGUAGGAGUGCCUGUGGUCAGAAACGACAACUCCCGGAGGAUCGAAGCCUCGAGGCUGUUGACCCGCAUCGCGACGCCACCGCGUUGGUGUUACCCGAUCGUAUCAGGGCGCACGGUCACAAAUUAAAACGUGCGAGAUAAAUCGGCGCGCGUCCUGUCCUGGUUUCACGCGGUGACGAACGGCGAUCGAAGCGAUAUGAGACGUUGCCGACGAGAGAGGACGACAAAUCGCUUCGAAGACGGACGCUGCUGGCGAGUGACCGACGCAUUGUCGUCGUAGCUUCUUCUAAAUCGACCAAGAUUGCGCGGGAGAUUCGCGAGAAACUGCCCGAUCGCCAGCCAUCCCGAUCCUGAACACCAUUGGUCGAUCUGUAACAUCUAUUCGCUAUAAAUAUGCGUUUCCUCACACACGCACAUCGAAAGUGACAACACGUGCACGUGCGAUACAUCGUAUGCCGGCUGUUCGACCGCAAGUGGGACCGACCUUCCCCGCGUCCUUGGCUCGACGGCUAGGCAGUCGAGGAAUCGUCGUGACGCCCCGCGCCGACGAUCUUAGACGUAUAUCUAGAUAGACGAGAACUCCGGGUCCAAACGUACGUCGUCGAAUAGGAGACGACAUCCAAGUCACUUCACAAGUACAGCGAAAACGCAACCGUGCUCUCUGACAGUCCAUUCGGGACACCGAUAUUGCUGAUGCUUUGACCGUAUAGGUCUCUUUAAUUGGAACCCUGGGGCUAUAUAUAAGAUAGAAGAAAAGGGGAUCGCGAUACACCGCGAGAACGAACGAGACUAAAAACAACGACUGCAUCCUGGUAUUCCUGUAACGCGUGAGAUAGACACGGAAUAGAAGCAUCUGGACGAAGAUUCUUUCUUCUCGUUUAGCUUUGCUAAACUCUUUCAUAUCUAUUAAGAAGCGGACGAAGGAAGUAAAACGGAGAUACAUCGCUGAUCCGCGUGUUGUUCGAUCGCAGCAACGAAUCUUUCCUCCUCUUCGUGAGAAAAAGUCGCAUUACGUUACUCUACGUUAUUCUGUCUUAAUACGGCUAAUCGCUAUGCUCAACUCGUGCUGUGCUUUUUUCUACCGUGCUCGUGCAUUCUACGUCGCGAGUGUUUUCCUAGUGCUUUAGUGUUACUUCGCGAUAUAUUAAUUGAGAGGGAUCGGGCCCGGUGCGCCCCAUCACACGCUUCAACGCGGAAGUCUCGGCUGCCCAGGUAUCUGGGAAUCCUGUUCCUGAGAUGCCUGUUAGACGGGGUCACGUGGCGCCCAGAACUACGAUCAUCGAAACAAUCAUCAGGAAGUUUGAUACGCACGAUCGAAGCUUUUUAGUAGCGAAUGCUCAGCAAGGACUAUGCCACAUUAUCUAUUGCUCGGACGGAUUCUGUCGGCUGACGGGCUUCUCAAGGGCCGAGGUGAUGCAGCGACCAGCAGUCUGCGACUUCCUCCAUGGACCAAUGACAUCACCGCACGCGGUUGCAGCCCUACGAGACGCCCUUGCUGCUGGCGUCGAAAAGCACUUCGAGAUUCUUUACUACAGAAAGGACGGAACCAAGUUCCUUUGCAGCGAGGUGAUAGCGCUAAUAAAGAGCGAAGUGGACGACAUUUGCCUGCAAAUCAUAAACUUCGAGGAUCUGAGCUCACAGCCGCCACCGCAGGCCACGAUCCCACCGCCGAGUCAGGCCAACAACAGACUCGCAACACGCUUCGACAGGGCAAGGGCGUCUUUCCGGGCUGGCCUGUCAAGGACCGGUGUUGUUGGUCCACCGAGGGUCCGGAAUCGACCGCGCACGACGUCUAAUUUGCCUCAUCGACUUGCUGACGGGACCAUCCUCGACGAGGACGCUUCUGAGAACUGCCCGUUAACAUGUGGCUCGCCCACAAUGAUGGAAUCUUGGGGUCCUGGGAGGACCGGCACACCCCCGCCGGGACUACCACCGCCGCCAUCGGGCGGCAGCAACAACAAUGGUGGCGCAACAACGUCGGCGAUAAUCCCGAGCAUCAUACCGCAGCCCACUGCUCCCAUUGCGAGUCCCGAAGGAGUGAGCGACGUUUCGCAAAAAUCAGGAAUCUGGGAGGGUGCGAACUCGUCUUCAGGGGGUGUCGCAGAGGGUCCUUCACGGAGUGUCUCUCACGCGGCGAGUCUGGAUGCUAUCUCGAAGCGAGCCGUGAAACCGGAAACGGCGAGAGCACCAGCUAGAUGCAUAACCGUAACGAUAUUAGCGGGCCGAGGGAGCGAACACAUCACCCUCGAGCGACGACCAGCGACAGUCGAUAAUCUGGCCGAAGCAGCGAAACAUUCAAAAAUCUUUCCUGGCGUCGCUUCCGAAAGCGAUCUGCAAAAAUGGCGGACGUCCAGGGAUAGAAAGUCGCCGUCUCUGAGUCAGAUGGGACCGGAUUCCAUCAAACACAAAUUUUCCUUACAAGACAAUGGAUCUGCAAAAUAUUUUCAAGGAGCGAUGCACACACCAAAUAUGGGAGAAAAAGUUGCUCAAGUGCUGUCCCUCGGAGCAGACAUUCUCCCGGCGUACAAAUUACAGUCCCCCAGAAUCCAUAAGUGGACCAUAUUACACUACUCGCCGUUCAAGGCAGUCUGGGAUUGGAUUAUAUUACUACUCGUGAUGUACACCGCCAUAUUUACGCCGUAUGUCGCCGCCUUUGUUCUAUCGGAUCCGGAUUACAACAGCAGAAAGAACAAGAAGUACAGUGAUGACCCCAUCGUUAUUAUAGACUUCAUAGUUGAUGUCACAUUCAUCGUGGACAUCAUCAUAAAUUUUCGCACGACGUUCGUCAACAGCAACGAUGAGGUGGUCUCCCACCCUGGUAAAAUUGCCGUCCAUUACCUGAAGGGUUGGUUCAUCAUCGACUUGGUAGCUGCCAUUCCCUUCGACCUCCUACUCGUCGGCUCGGACACUGACGAGCUCGGCUUGGACAAGGACGAGACGACGACCUUGAUCGGACUUUUGAAGACGGCUCGUCUGCUGCGCCUUGUCAGAGUGGCCAGGAAGAUCGACAGAUACAGCGAAUAUGGCGCUGCCGUUUUGUUACUUUUAAUGGCCACUUUUGCCCUUAUUGCUCAUUGGAUGGCGUGUAUAUGGUACGCCAUAGGAAACGCCGAGAGACCGACCCUGAAGAGCAAGGUUGGUUGGCUCGACAUUCUAGCCAACGAUACUCAUCAGUUUUACUUUCACAAUAAUACCGGCGGGCCGAGCAUAAAAAGUCGUUAUAUCACGGCGCUUUAUUUCACCUUCAGCAGUCUCACGUCCGUAGGCUUCGGGAAUGUAGCACCGAAUACCGACGCCGAAAAAAUCUUUACAAUAAUCGUCAUGUUGAUCGGAUCUCUGAUGUAUGCUAGUAUCUUCGGUAACGUAUCGGCGAUCAUCCAGAGGCUAUACAGCGGUACCGCCCGGUAUCACACACAGAUGCUCAGGGUCAGAGAAUUCAUAAGGUUCCACCAGAUCCCGAACCCGCUCCGCCAACGAUUGGAGGAGUACUUUCAACACGCGUGGACCUAUACGAAUGGAAUUGAUAUGAACAGUGUUCUGAAAGGAUUUCCCGAGUGCCUUCAGGCCGACAUUUGUCUUCAUCUCAAUAGAAAUCUUUUAAGCAAUUGCCGAGCCUUCGAGGGGGCCAGUCAAGGCUGUUUAAGGGCAUUAUCCUUAAAAUUUAAGACGACACACGCGCCUCCUGGUGACACUUUAGUUCAUCGAGGGGAUGUGCUGACUUCCCUGUAUUUUAUAUCCCGCGGCAGCAUCGAGAUUCUCAAGGAGGACGUCGUGAUGGCCAUUUUAGGCAAGGAUGAUAUUUUUGGCGAGAAUCCGUGCAUUUACCCGACGGUCGGAAAGUCGUCUUGUAACGUUCGCGCCCUUACAUAUUGCGACCUUCACAAGAUCCAUCGGGAUGAUCUGCUCGACGUCUUAGCUCUUUAUCCGGAAUUCUCCAACCAUUUCAGCCAGAAUCUUGAGAUUACUUUUAUCAUGCGAGACGAAGAACAGGCUGGUGUCGACCCACUAUCAACAAGAUAUCCUGUAAGUACUCCGACUGACGUCGACAUCGACGCCAGGAGGUUCGCUUUCCGUCCACCAAGAUACCGUCGAGGACCCGGUGGUCCUGGCACAAAUCUUAUUCCCACAUGUCGACAAGACUCCUUGCAGGACGACCAGGAUGAUUAUGAUAAAGGUAGCGGUCAUGGUAUCUUAGAAUUUAGCACGGACAAGGCGGGUCAAGACGUGACACCAUUGAAUUUAGAAUUCGACGAGCCCAAACAGAGAAGCUCGACCUUAAACUCGAUAACUGGCAUGCUAACCCAUCUCAAGCGCAGUAUACCGGAUCUACGCCAGCACAAGAUUCAUCUGCAGCCGCUUACCAGUCACGAUUACCUUGCGAAACAAAUGACCACGCCACCGACGAAACCAACGCGCCGGAGUUCCGCCGCCGGCGAGAGUUGCCUCAAUCAAAACGUCGUUCAUCCCACUUCGACAACGUCAAGCCACUACACCACACCAUCGCCCCCGCAGCAUCCUCAUUCUCAUGGCGACUUUCAAAGUGGCCCGGGUCGGCCCGUGGAGGAGCUCAAUGCCAGGAUCGACCAAUUGUCGCGGCAGGUGUCUUCGUUGGAACACUCAAUGGCCGGCGACAUCAGAUUGAUCUUGAGUUUGCUCCAGCAAACUCUCAACUCGUCGAGAGAGAGCUCUAGCAUCGAAAUGAUGCCGGGAACUGCGCCAACUGGUGCGAGGCAGAGCAACCGUGCACCCGCGUUGGUUCAAAGAUCGGCAAGCGAACCGCAGCCACCGACGAUCCCGGCGAGCAACGGAAGUGGGAAGAUUCAACCUAGCACGUCGCAUGGCUUGUUCAGAGCUCCCUUGAGAGAUCCGACCUCCACAUCGUCGGGAACAUCGCGGCUGACCGUUACAUCGGACACAUCCGCGCUCGCGACGGCGUUACAAACGGCACUGAAUGGUCGGCCCGGGCCCACGAGGUCGCACAGCCAACCGGUUGACCUGGCGGUACCGACUAGCACACAGCAACAGGCCCACCAGGCCCACGCCUGGCACAGCCAACCUGCUGCUUUCAGGAGGGGCGAAUACCGGAGUGGCGUGCCUUGCGGUAGAUACAGCUCUUUCAAUAAGCGAUCGGAGCCAGAGGGUGAAGAUUCCUGGAGCUGUGUGGUACCGGAGGACCGGAGCAGCGCCCAACGUCCACGCAGCGGAGACUCGCGCAAGGACUCGUCGAAUCAUCGUGGCGGCACGGAGUCCACAUCGGGGCAACAGGGUCGAUCCGAGAGCAGACAUGAGAAUAGUAGUAGGGGACAGACGAGCGGGUCCCGACAACAAGACUCUUCGAGACAGACUAGCGAAGAUAUGUCGUGGGAGUUUACGAUAAACGAGGCGCCGAUCGCAAGGCUCGAAUCGCUAGACGAGCUUGAUCAAGACCAUGGUAGUUAAGAGAAAACGCGCGCGGGGGAGAUCGUUCUGUUAGCUAGGAGUAAAGACAUAGAGAAUGGACUGUGCGAUCUGUAUUUAAGUAGUAUUCAAAUGUGGUUGACAAUAAUGAAAGAGAGGGAUCGUGGAAGAUGGCCAAUCUCCCUUUCAUUCUCCCUCUCAUUACACCAUUGAAUAGAAAGAGAUAGAGAUGGUCGUCUUCCACGA